Molecule: messenger RNA, 3926 nt
Organism: Pseudoliparis swirei
Lineage: Eukaryota; Metazoa; Chordata; Actinopteri; Perciformes; Liparidae
Gene: ism2b
Product: isthmin 2b
Exons: 6
Coding region: 795-2216 (473 amino acids)
Source: RefSeq, a predicted model, not a curated record
CUUUGACUUCCCGCUGUCCUCCCGCCUUCAGAGAGCUGCUGUGCAUCGGGUGAUGACGUCAUCGUGUUUCCAGAGUUUAGAACAAAAAGAAAAAGUUUCUCUUUAAAAAUUAAAAAGGUGCCCUUCAGGUGAGUCCUGUAGCCGAGGAAAGGUCUUCCUCAUGAGAACCUCAGCCCCCCUACGCGCGCGCGCACAGCUGUGAGCAAUAAGUCUCUCUCUCUCACUCACUCACUCUCACUGUGAGUUUACCGAGCCCGGUUGGCUGGGCGGUGCGCGCGCACGCACACGCCUCCUCUCCAGCGCGCGGGUGAGCUUCAGCUGCGUAACGGAUCACCGGGCAGCCCGAUAGCGGCCGCGCGCGGCGCACUAUGAGCUCCAGAUGUCCGCGCGAGCAGCCACCCACAACGGCGUGACUCACCGCGCGAGCAGCUAGUUGGAGACGCGCGCGCGCACCGGUGCGCUCGGAGAGGUUAGUGCGCGCGGCUUUCACUCCUCUGGAACUUUAAGAGCCAACGGAGUUCACGGGGAAGAGGAGCGCGAGCCCCUCGGGACUGACGGUUGGUGCGCGAGCGGCGCUGCUGCCACACGGAUGAGCGCGCGGGACACCUCCGGCCGCAGGGGCGCGCCUUCAGAGAAGUGACCGACACCAGAGACCCGGAGGAGCAGCAGCCCCCCCCCCCCCCCCCCAGCGCAGAAGAGUUGGAGAGCACGCUGCACAUCUUCUUCUCCUCCUCCUUCUUCUCCUCCUCCUCCUCCUUCUUCUUCUUCUUCUUCCGGAAGCUUCCAGGACCAACAUGCGUCGCGAGGGCACGAGAGGAGUCCACGCGCGGCUCCUGGUCGUGUCGAUGCUCCUCGUGAGCUCCGGUACCGGCUUCCCCAGCCGCCAGCAGCCGGUCCACCGGGUCCGGUCCCUCCAGGCUCACGGCCACCCGGUGCCGGGCGGCGGGCUUCGGUACGGGCCCGAGGCUCUGGAGCAGCAGAACCAGGUCCAGAGCUUCCCGUCUGAGCCCCACGGCCACCAGAGGAGGUGGUCCCCCCCCCAGCACCGCUCCGCCGGGCUCCUCCCACAGCCGGAGCCCGAGGAGGAGGCCGGCCCCUUCAUCCUGGACCUCCAGGACCUCCCAGACCUGGCCACGGCCGACAUCAACUCACAGAACCCCAACAUACAGGUGACCAUCGAGGUGGUGCAGGACCCUCACCUCGAGGUGGAGAUGGACCUCGCCAAGGAGAAGGACUGGCUGCCUUCCUCCUCCUCCUCUCCCUCGUCCACGCUGGAUUGGCUGGGAGGCAAGAAGCUCUUCUGGCCUCUGUUCUGGACUUACACCGACAGCGAGUCAGGCGUGGAGGAUAUUGGUGAGGAAGAGGAGGAGGAAGAGGAGGAGGAGGAGGAUUACUCCCUGGACGGCAGCGAGGAGCCCUUACCCAGCGGAGUGGGCGAAGACUGGGACUCACGUUGGAACGAAGGCUGGGACCCGAUGCAGAGCUACUACGAGCAGGACACCGAUGAGUGGACCCCCUGGUCCCCCUGCUCAGUGACCUGUGGGAGCGGCGAGAAGAAGAGGACCAAGUCCUGCGGCUACUCCUGCACCCUGACGGAGGCCUCCAAGUGUGACCUGCAGCCGUGUCCUGGCGACGACAACGUGGUGGUCGAGCCGUUCCCCUUCGAGAUGGAGAACGGCACCGAGCCGUUUGGUACCGAUGUGGACAGCUGUGAGAAGUGGCUGAACUGUAAGAGCGCCUUCCUGCAGCGGUACCUGCAGCAGGUGCUGUCCGAGCUGCCCGGCUGCCCCUGCUCCUACCCGUCCAGAGUGGCGUACAGCGUGGUCAGCGUCCACGACGAGGACCGCGGCCGGCCGUUCCGUUGGCGCGACGCCAGCGGCCCCAAGGAGCGCCUGGACGUCUACAAGCCGUCGGCGCGCAGCUGCAUCCGCUCGGCGCUGUCCGGCGACCUGUCCACGCCCGCGGCGCAGCACUGCUGCUACGGCGAGCGCGGCCGGCUGAUCACGCGCGGGAAAGGCGCCGGAACGCCGAACCUCAUCAGCACCGAGGUGUCGCCGGAGCUGCACUUCAAAAUCGACGUGCUGCCGUGGAUCCUGUGCAAGGGCGACUGGAGUCGGUUCCACGGCGUGCGGCCGCCGAACAACGGCCUGCGCUGCCCGGAGAACCCGUACCAAGACGUGUUCAUGAACGAGCUGGAGGAGGCCCGGGAGUACUGAGGGCCCGGAUGUCACAUCGGACCCGCUUCACGCAUCCCCCAGAGGACGUCGUGUCCCGGCUUCACCUGAACAACCAGCUGUGCUCUCCCUCUCUCUUCUCUCUCCGGGGUCCGUGAUGUCGACGUCCUGGCUGUGUGACGAUGUCCUGGAGCUCGUGUGAUGGACUUCUGCUAAACAUCCACAUCAUGCUUCUAGAAGGUGUCUGAAUGUGUGUUGGUAUAUUCAGAAAGCUCCAACAGAAGGACCUCCCAGCGAUGCUGCUGCAGCAUGAACUCCUGAAGCAUCCAGAGCAACACGAGGCCUCAGUGAGGGCUGCUCACGCCCUUCUGUUGGGAAAGCGACUUCGGGUGCCUUGAGAAGCGCUAUAUAAAAUAAAUGAUUAUUAUUAUUAUUAUGAUGAGUAAUGUUAGAAGAAAUUAGGAUCUCAACCAGAGAGGUAAGCUAAAAGGAUUUUAAACAUCGUGCUGAGAAUUAUGACAAUAUUUCAUGAGCAUUCAUGGAAAACGGCACAUUUGAAAUGUUUGAGUUUACAUGUUUCCUUACAUGUUGACCACCAGAAAGAUCUAAUAUAUAUAUAUAUAUGCAUAUACAUAUGUAUGUAUAUAUAUGUAUAUACAAAUAUGUUAUAUAUUUAUAUAUAUAUAUUUACAUAUAUAUAUCAAUAUAUAUAUAUAGUUUUAUAUAUAUAUAGUUAUAUAUGUAUAUAUCUAUAUAUAUAUAUGAUCUGGCUGCCAAAGAGUAAAGCAUCACACAAUGGGUGCUCGUGUGAAUCCAGCUCUUUAAAUCUCUACGGUGUAAAUGUAGGAAACGCCUCAUGUGGCUCAUGGAGUUCCACGAUGUUCUCAGGGGGACGAAGUGACCCGAUGAACCCGGUUGUUAAUGUACCCCCAGUGUGUUGGGCUGAAGGUGGGAGAGCGUCCCGGACGUCUGGUCCUGGUUCUCGUUGGGCACUGCAGGUAAAGAUGCUCGUUGGACCCUGAGGACUGGGGAUGAUGCAUUGUGUGUGUGGUCGAUGACAUAAUGCCGACACUGAUGGGUUCAUGAACAUCACUGGAUUGGACAGAAAGAACAGUGCUCCUCCAACAGAGGUCCUAGACCCUGGUCCCCAUCAGCUGAUCCCUCAGGCUUUGUAUUUCAGACUCCAGGACAACACAUAGCCUACAUCAGCAUCACAGGUACACGGAGCUACGGAUGCCCUGUCCUCCUUGAAAGGGUGUGGAUCAAACAUAGCAUAGCUGUCAGCGUCAGUGUUGGUGUUCAGUCGUCACAGAAGUACAUUCACAUAUUUUAAACAGCGUCUCUUUCUCCUCAUGCCGUGGGCCUUCAGUCCAAACCCGGUUCAGGAGCCUCCAGAUGAGUUGAUGCCAACAUGCAUCACAUCAACCACCCAUCACUAUAGAGGAAGGCACUUUAUUUAAGAUACAUAUAUAUAUAUACACAAAAGAUAUCUAUCAGAUCACCCCUGGUGGCGUGGGGGAGCGCUGCACCGUGGGUUCUGUGAGUUCUGACUCUAGUGUUACAUGGUGUUGUACAGUAUUUAUUUUUUUACGGUAGCUGAAGCUUUGAAGCGUCUCUACUCAACGUGGCGCACUGUGACGGGAUGAGGCGCCCACCACCAGAGGGGAACAUGUUCACAGUCUCUGUCCUGUGCUUUAUGAAUGUGUUCCUGCAAUUAUGCUGAAGAAAUAUAUAUAAAGACGUUUCAUUCAU